AUGGGGGCAGUCGGCCGCCACCCUCGACCUCCUCCCAUUGUUCCCGUCCUCGACCCUCGCCUUGCCGGAUUGCCUGCCCCUGCCCUGUGUUCCCCCGGCAGGCGGGGGAAGGCCAAGCGACAAGGCGAGGCAGGCAGCGUGGUGGAGCUGCUCACGCUCCCGUCCGUCGAGAUGGCCACCUCCAUGAGAGGCGGCGAGGAGGAGGAGAGCAAGGCCACGACAGGAGGAAGCAGAAGGAGCAAGGAGCCUGAAGCUGAUCGAGGGUUGCAAGGCCGCUCAAUUAUACGCCUUAAGCUCCGUCGGAGCCUCCACGUCCGGCUCGGCGGAUGCCGGCGGGAGCAGCAUCGGCAAGCCCCAUACCCCGCCUCCUCCAAAGACCAUAUCGAUGCGGUCCGGAUCGCUCUACUACCCGCACGCGGCGCCGUCCACGUCGGGGCCUUCGUGCCAGAGCCGCACCUGCCGUGCGGCCUCCCGGUGGCCGACGCGCUGGAGCCGGCCCUGGACGCGUGCCUGCGACCCGUCGACCACGUCGGUGCGCUCGCCGCGUCGUACCGGAGGGUGUCGGCCGCCACGGCGGGGGCCGACGACGACCUCUGCGACGCGUACCUGGAGCAGCACGCGCUGUUCCAGUCGAUCGGCGACGCGCGGCUGAUCCGGCGGGCGCUGCGGGCUGCGCGCGUCCACGCGGACAACCCACACCGGCGCGCCGUGCUCUCGCAGCGUGGCUCCGUGCCCCGCGCCGCGGUCUUCGCCAGCGUGUCCCACAGCGUGGACCCACUCUGCCCGUGCCGCCGCCCGCCGCCUCCUCCCAUCACCCCUCCACCGCACCGCCUCAGGCGCAACACGUCGGGCGCCGCCUCCGAGAUGAGCGAGGAGGAGGAGCCGGAGACCAAUGACCUGUGGUUCAUCAUCGGCGAGGAGGAGGUGGCGUGCGAGCGCUCGUGCAUUGCGGCGCUCUCAAAGCCGCUCAACACGCUCCUCUACGGCGGGUUCGCCGAGGCGCACCGCGACCGGAUCGACUUCUCCCGCGACGGCAUCACGCCGCGCGGCAUGCGCGCGGUCUCCGCCUACAGCCGCCACGGCCGCGUGGACGACUUCCCGCCCGACAUCAUCUCCCAGCUCCUCGCAUUCGCCAACAAGUUCUGCUGCGAGGGCCUGAAGGCAGCCUGCGACAACCAGCUCGCAGCCAUGGUGCGGGGCCUCGACAACGCCCGAUCCCUCAUCGACAUCGGCCUCGAGGAGGCCUCCCACCUCCUCGUCGCCUCCUGCCUCCAGGCGUUCCUGCGGGAGCCCCAAGACAUGAGAUCGAACACCACGGUGAUGCUGUUGGAGAGGCUGAAUGAAUUCGCGGAGCAGCCAUGGCAGAAGCAGCUGGCGCUGCACCAGCUCGGGUGCGUGAUGCUGCAGCGCGGCGAGUUUGAGGAGGCGCAGGAGUGGUUUGAGGCCGCCGUUGCCGAGGGCCAUGUCUACUCGCUGGCUGGAGAGGCACGUGCCAAGUACAAGCGCGGGCACAAAACCCGCCGGGUGGAUGUACCAAGAGCGCUCCUGUACUGUGUCGGCAAGGAGAAACUGGCUGAUCUGCAGGCGACGACGGAGCUGGACCCGACGAUGACAUUCCCGUACAAAUAUCGUGCCUGCGCGUUGUUAGAGGAGGACAAUUCUGAGUCCGCGAUCGCAGAGAUCAGCAAGGUCGUCGGUUUCAAGAUGGCGACCGAUUGCCUGGAGCUCCGGGCGUGGUUCUACCUUGCGCUUGAGCAAUGCGAGUUGGCUGUGCAGGAUGUCAGGGCGAUAUUGACGUUGGAUCCAACUUACAUGAUGUUCCAUGGGAGAAUGCACGGGGAACAGCUGAUUGAGCUCCUCCGAGGACAGGUGCGGCAGUGGGAUAUGGCAGAUUGCUGGAUGGAGCUGUACGACCGGUGGUCGGCGGUGGAUGACAUCGGCUCUCUGGCGGUUGUCCAGCAGAUGCUCGCCAGGGAACCCGGAAACAGCAGCUUGCGGUUUCGACAGUCACUUCUCCUGCUAAGGCUAAAUUGUCAGAAAGCUGCCAUGCGUAGUUUGCGAUAUGCUCGGAACAGUUCACUCCAUGAGCAUGAGAGGCUUGUAUAUGAAGGUUGGAUUCUGUAUGACAGUGGACAUCGGGACGAAGCAUUAGCCAAGGCUGAGCAGUCGAUUGGACUUCAAAGAUCAUUCGAAGCCUUCUUCCUCAAGGCGUAUGCUUUAGGAGAUUCUAGCCUUGACACAGAAUCUUCGCUCUCCGUUGCAUACAACAACAUGGGGAGCAUCUACGUGGACUGUGACAUGCUGGAUGAGGCUGCCGAGUGCUACGGCAUAGCACUGAACAUAAAGCACACACGGGCGCAUCAGGGUCUAGCUCGAGUCCAUUACUUGAAAAAUAGGAAAAAGGUUGCUUAUGAGGAGAUGACAAAGCUCGUGCAGAUAGCUACCAACAGCGCGUCGGCGUAUGAAAAACGGUCAGAAUAUGGCGAGCGCGACGCUGCGAGGAGCGACCUGAACACAGCGACGCUUCUUGAUCCUACAAGGACUUAUCCUUACAGAUACAGAGCAGCUGUUUUGAUGGACGAGGGCAAGGAAGAGGAGGCGAUCGCGGAGCUGUCAGGAGCCGUAGCUUUCAAGCCGGACCUCCAGCUGCUCCACCUCCGCGCGGCCUUCUUCGACUCCAUGGGCGACAGCGAGAGCGCCCUGCGGGACUGCGAGGCCGCGCUGUGCCUGGACCCAACCCACACGGCGACACCCUGGAGCUGUACAGCAAAGCCUCCACCAAGGCCGACGAACCCCAGAGCUAGCCGGCCGGCCGCCGCCCUCCUCGUCGUUGAUUCAGCUGCAAUUUUUGCGAGGCAGAAUGAUGAGACGAUCUCUUCUCUACUCUCAUGGGGUGGAAGCAGACGGAGCACUGCAGAUCAGUGA
Molecule: messenger RNA, 2925 nt
Organism: Miscanthus lutarioriparius
Lineage: Eukaryota; Viridiplantae; Streptophyta; Magnoliopsida; Poales; Poaceae
Source: the annotation of a GenBank genome assembly